Messenger RNA from Salmo salar (Atlantic salmon), 2053 nucleotides. Its product is annotated as myocyte enhancer factor 2aa. Gene Ontology annotation, biological process: cell differentiation; positive regulation of transcription by RNA polymerase II. The record is from RefSeq and is a predicted model, not a curated record. Lineage: Eukaryota; Metazoa; Chordata; Actinopteri; Salmoniformes; Salmonidae. Gene Ontology annotation, molecular function: RNA polymerase II cis-regulatory region sequence-specific DNA binding; DNA-binding transcription factor activity, RNA polymerase II-specific; histone deacetylase binding.
GCCUACAAUGUAGACUAAGCUACAAACCUAAGUUUUUUGUAGUGAUGAUGAGACGAGUGGGAGGAGGUUGAUUUCUACCUCGUCUGGUAUUAGUCAGAUAAGAGGAGGAGUCUCUCACUGACAAGAGACUGGCUCUUCUGAGUUUGUCUGCUCCCUAAAAUAGCAGUUCGUGUGUAAAUGUGACUGAAAUUACGUGUAUGUCUAUUGGAGCCUCUGAUAUAGAGUGUCUAUAUACAACGAGGAACUUGGGAGACAAGGACAUUUUUCCCAAGGAGGAAAACGCAGCAGGAAGCUUAACGCAAGCGAGGGAAGCAUUCAAGGGAAAGGAAGAGACAGACAGGAGCUGGAUAUUCCCAUAAAGAGGAUAUCACUGCUUUGAUAGUUGGAUUGUGGUGUGGUCACAAGAAGGACAGAGUUAAACCGAGUAGAGUGUUGUACAAUGUGCUAGGAGUGAAGGAAAGAAGACAAGCUCUGUUGUUUUUCUGAUAUUCUUGAGGUGUCAGAGAGACCGAACAGGACGCAGAGAUGGGACGGAAGAAGAUACAGAUCACAAGGAUCAUGGAUGAGAGGAACAGGCAGGUUACCUUCACGAAGAGGAAGUUUGGGCUAAUGAAGAAGGCCUAUGAGCUCAGCGUUCUAUGUGACUGUGAGAUAGCCCUGAUCAUAUUCAACAGCUCAAACAAACUCUUUCAGUAUGCGAGCACAGAUAUGGACAAGGUCCUGCUCAAAUACACUGAGUACAACGAGCCCCACGAGAGCAGAACCAACUCCGACAUUGUCGAGGCGCUAAACAAGAAAGAACACAGAGGCUGUGAUAGCCCGGACCCUGAUGCCUCAUAUGUCCUCACCCCUCACACAGAAGAAAAGUAUAAAAAAAUUAAUGAGGAGUUUGAUAAUAUGAUGAGAAAUCAUAAAAUCCCCACAGCGCUGCCCCAGCAGAACUUCCCCAUGCAUGUGGCAGUGCCAGUCUCCAACCAGAAUACCAUGUCCUACAACCCAGGAGGAUCCAUGAGCAGCCAGGCCCUGGCCCAGGCCGCAGCCUCUCUGAGUGACAGCGGGAUGCUCUCCCCCCCUCAGGCCUCCUUACACAGGAGCGGUGGUCAGCAGAGGCCCCCCACUCAAGGCAAUGCAGGGGCUUUCCAAGUGAAAUAUGGAUUGGCGUUCUUGGAACAACUACCGAGGAGUGGCUUUGUCAACUCCAGGGGCUCUCCGGGACUCCUGGGCACACCCAGCGGGAACGGCCUGGGGAAAGUCAUGCCCACCAAGUCUCCACCGCCCCCUGGAGUGAACAUGGGGAUGGGAAACCGCAAGCCAGACCUGAGAGUGGUGAUCCCCCCAUCCAGCAAAGGCAUGAUGCCCCCACUGUCAGAGGAAGAGGAAAUGGAUUUGAACACCCAAAGGCUAAGCAGCACCCAGUCCCAGCCACUGGCCACCCCAGUAGUGUCUGUCACCACCCCCAGCCUGCCCCCUCAAGGCCUGGUAUACUCAGGCAUGCCCACUGCUUACAACACCGAGUACUCCCUGAGCAGUGCAGAGAUCUCCUCCCUACAGGGCUUCGGCUCUCCAGGGCUCUCUCUGGGCUCCGUGUCGGCAUGGCAACAACAUCAACUGGGCCAGGCAGCUCUCAGCUCUUUGGUGGGUGGUGGUCACCUACCUCAGGGCUCCAACCUCUCUAUCAACACCAGCCAAAACAUCAAUAUCAAGUCAGAACCCAUCUCCCCUCCGCGGGAGCGCGUCACCCCCUCUGGCUUCCAUCAGCAGCAGCAACAGCAGCGGCAUCAGCAGCAGCAGCAGCAGCAGCAGCAGGCGUCCGGCCGGCAGGACCUGGGCCGCUCGCCAGUGGACAGCCUCAGCUCCUCCUGCAGCUCGUACGAUGGCAGCGACCGCGAGGACCACCGGCCAGACUUCCACUCCUCCUCCAUGGGGCUGGGCAGACCCCCGGCCGGCACCGAGGACAACAGGGCGAGCCCUUCUGUCAAGCGCAUGCGCAUGGACACCUGGGUGACAUAGAGCCACCUGGUCAAGCCUCCAGUCACCAGCUAGUCAGAUGGAG